CCUCCCUUAGAAUCUAAAAACCAUUCCUCAGUCCUCCAUCCUCAACUCUUCCAUCUCCAUUUCUAUCCAACUCCCCUGCCAACUCGCCAACAAUGUCUCUAACCAUCCCCACAAACCUCUCCAAGCCCCUCAAGCCAAGGCUCAGCUCUCCCUCCUUCCAAAAGGCAAGGCCUAUGAUAGUGUGCUCAGCCUCAACUGAGCCACAGCCCACCAACAAAUCUCCACUCCAAGCAUUCUCUGCUGCGCUUGCACUCUCCUCCAUCAUUCUAGCUGCUCCAGUCCCUGCCUAUGCUGACAUCGCCGGGCUCACACCCUGCAAGGAGUCCAAACAGUUCGCCAAGCGGGAGAAGCAGUCACUGAAGAAGCUGGAGUCAUCACUGAAACUGUACGCGCCGGACUCAGCCCCAGCGCUGGCCUUAAACGCGACGAUCGAGAAGACAAAGAGGAGGUUCACAAACUAUGCGAACCAAGGGUUGUUGUGUGGGUCGGAUGGGCUGCCACACUUGAUAGUGAGCGGGGACCAGAGGCACUGGGGAGAGUUCAUUACACCAGGGAUAUUGUUUUUGUACAUUGCUGGAUGGAUAGGGUGGGUUGGAAGGAGCUAUCUGAUAGCCAUCAGGGAUGAAAAGAAGCCAACACAGAAGGAGAUCAUCAUUGAUGUGCCUUUGGCUUCUAGGUUGGUCUUCAGAGGCUUUAUUUGGCCUGUUGCUGCCUACAGAGAGUUCGUCAAUGGUGAUCUCAUUGCCAAGGAUGUCUAAUUAUUUCUCUUCUAAGUUCUACCAUCACCACCACCAGUGGGAAAGACUUUGGCUGACAGGAAGACAAGGCCUGAGAUUUGGGAGUUACAUGUGAGAGAGAGGAGUGGAGGCCAGUGGGUCAGAGGUGAAAAAUUUCUUGUGUUUAUUUUGUAAACUUAAUUGUAUCUAAUGCUUUGUGUUGAACACUAAGUCUGCCUUGUCUUUCCAUCUAUGAUUAUUUACACCCCUCUUCCUCA
Molecule: messenger RNA, 994 nt
Organism: Vitis riparia (riverbank grape)
Lineage: Eukaryota; Viridiplantae; Streptophyta; Magnoliopsida; Vitales; Vitaceae
Product: photosystem I reaction center subunit III, chloroplastic
Exons: 2
Coding region: 93-758 (221 amino acids)
Biological process (GO): photosynthesis
Cellular component (GO): photosystem I; photosystem I reaction center; chloroplast thylakoid membrane
Source: RefSeq, a predicted model, not a curated record